This is a messenger RNA of Pichia kudriavzevii, 9015 nucleotides long. RefSeq lists its product as uncharacterized. Gene Ontology annotation, biological process: protein phosphorylation; negative regulation of TORC1 signaling; DNA damage checkpoint signaling. Bases 1 to 9015 code for a protein of 3004 amino acids. Gene Ontology annotation, cellular component: nucleus. Gene Ontology annotation, molecular function: protein serine/threonine kinase activity; protein binding. The transcript has a single exon. The record is from RefSeq and is a predicted model, not a curated record. NCBI's taxonomy places the organism in Eukaryota, Fungi, Ascomycota, Pichiomycetes, Pichiales, Pichiaceae.
AUGUUGUAUGUAUAUUUUUUCAUAGCUUGCAUCAGAACGCGUUUAAUCAUCCAAAUACUAACGAUGCAUGUUUUUAAUACACCAGCCCAACUUGCUACGAAUAAAGUGAAAGACAAAAAUGAUGCAAUAGAAAAAUUACAGAACAUCAACUUUGCGUCGCCCUCUACUAUCAAUAGCUUUGACCCAGAAGCCUUGUUAAAAUUGGUUAAUUCAUUGGAUUUGCUUAUCGAUUCUGAUUUACUCCUCUAUUCCAAACCAAAUAGUAGCUCAAUAGUUGAAAUAAGAUUAAAUAAGGUUUCAACCGUUUUGAGGUCAAUACUUGUUAAUAUACUAGGGAGUAAGCAGAGUAUUGCCCUCUAUAAACCGAGACAGAGUGAAAAAAUCAUCAAUACAAUCCUCAAAUAUCUAACAUAUACCCCCCCAGGAUGUAAGCAAACUAUAGUUGAGCCACUUAUGCUAAACCUUACCAAAACGUUAUACAGUUUAUUUAGAGUUCAAUGUUUUAGAGAUCAUCUGUAUCUAAAGACGUAUGAAUCAAUCUUGAGAAAAGUUUUACUUUGCUUAGAAUUACUCAUCUUUGAUUUCAAAUCAAUUGCCAAUAAUGAAGCAGUACUCAUCGAGUUACUAUCACUACUAUAUGAGUUUUUAAAUCCAGCAUUUACAUCAGGGUUGAAUAUAUUGCUUAAUAGUCCAUCAGGCUCUCAAAUUUACUAUCCCAGAAUCGUGGACGUGGUUCUUAAUUACUUAAAGAUAUUAUUUGAAGAUAACAAACGAGAACGUGAAUCAUUGAUCAUCAUUUUUAAGAUUAUUAACAAAUGUUUGAUAGACUUGUCAACAUCACACACAAAAUUUUGCUACAGGCUCUACAAAAUUGGUGUUCAACUUAUUUUGGAGGCUAAGUCAAUUACUUCAAGCAGGUUAAUUACAGAGAUGGCUUUGUUUGUUAAUUUGAUCCCACAGUUUGUAACAUUAAAGAACCUAUACAAAAUCAAAGGAGACAAUUGGAACAUAAAUACUUCUGGCGAAUUAUCAUUCAAAACCCCUAAUGUUAUAACGACUAGCUCUGAACGUAUUGGGCAUUCUACUGAUUCAUCUGCGAUUAUUAAUGCAUCAUCAGAAGUGGAGGAUAACAUGGGAUUUUCUGAAGAAGAUGAAGACGAUGGGGAAGAGAAACCUAAAAUUGAUUUAUUUUCAAUAAGUAGGAGUAACAAACGAAAAUAUGAAGGCCAUCAUUUUUUAGAGUCUAAUGAGGAACUCGACAAUUUGGCCAAGGUUAUUGAUGUAUUGUUUGGUCUGUUUCACGAUACAUCAGUGAAGCGGCAGAUUGAGUUGAAAUACAACCACGUUCAGCUUCAUAGCUUCCCAGUACCUAAAAAAGAAAAAAACUCAUGGCUCUGCUUUCAUUUUCUAUCUUUGACUAAAGAUUCUCCAUCGAAACCUUGGCUAUUAUUUCUUGGUUUUGGUCAGCUCUUAAUUGCCUAUUACCAACUGAAGCUAGAAAAAUUCGAAGCACAAAAAUUCACCGACGAAGUAAUGAUGGUCAAACGUAAACGGUUGACAUUUAUGAAAUCUGAUACGUAUAUGCAGAUUAGUGAUUCUUUACACUACUUCGAUAAUCCUUUAGAUCUUUUAACUUCCAUUUUGACCGAUGAGUCUCUGAAUAAUAAUGUUCAGAUACUAACCAUUUUGAAAACAUUAUCACUCCUAUUAGGCUUUAUAUUCUCAAAUUCUAACAUGAAGUCGUGCUAUGAUAUAUUGGAAAAAUUUAUUAACUCAGCUGAUCUUCAUUUAACUCGAAUUAUGCAUGUUUUUGAGAAGCAUGACAAUAAUAUCAAGUAUUGGGCUUUACAUUCUUUGGAUAUCAUGUUUUCAAUACUUGUUUAUCAUAAAGGCUUUGAAACAGCCAAUAUCAAGUCUUCUGUUGUAUCAAUUUAUCAUAAGUCAAUCAAGUAUAGCUUAGACUUUCUUAAGGAUCCAAAUAUGUCCAAUGUAUCGUGUAUUUUUCUUUUCCAUUUGUCUGUAUUUGAAACAAUCUCAAAUCCAUUGCUGUUUACCUUAAACAAGAACCUUGUCCAGCAAUAUGAGAAUAUCAUCGAUUUGGCGGAAAUCAACGGGCCUGCAAUACUUAGCAAAGAAGCUGUUCUGUUCUGGUAUGCGAGCUACAAUAUAGGAAAGAAGUACAAAUUCAAUAAUGUACAAUUUCUUAAACUGGGAGAUACUUUUAAUCCCCAAUUAUUUAGCCAAAAGGUUUCAAAUUGGAUUUUUUGCAAAUUGGACCAAUUUUCUAAAAUCUCAAGCAUAACUGAUACUAUCCCCAUAGUAGUGCAGCUAAAAAGACUGUAUGGUGAUGACAAAGAAGACUUUAUCCCGGAACAGUUCAUUUCGAAUGAAUCGUUUUAUGAUGGUCCUUCUCUGCACUUAAUUAGAGACUUUAUGAAGAAGCAGUACCUUUCCACUUAUAUUUUGAAGAAGAUAAGCCCAAACGGUACGAUAAUAGAGAUUCCUCCAUAUAAAUUUUCAAAUGAGAGAUUAAUAGUAAAUGAAAUUACUUUGAAUAAGAUGAACAGGGAGCUUUCUAAGGUAUUCAAUUUAAUGAUGGAAAAUGCGAAUAUUUCCGUAACACUAUCUUGGAUUAUACCAAUAAUUGUUUUCUUCAAACAAGGACAAGUUGCAACAUUCCCAGAUUUCAAUCUGGCAAACUACACUGAUUAUGUUGUUUCAUCGUUGAAAGACCCUAAAUGCUAUUUGUUUUAUAUUACAUUAGUCGAUCAACUUCAUGCUGCCGGAAAAGUGACAAUUGACAAAGUAUUACUGCCAACCGUAAAGACAGUUCAACUUGGUUUGAAUCUACUGAUAUCUUCUAAUCAAUUACAUGAAAACCAACAUCUGUCCGAAGAGGAUUUAUUUGAUUCCUUUAUGCCGUCUUCCGAAACUGAAAUCACAGCGUGCCAAUUUGCUGAUUAUAAUAAGUACAACUAUAACUCAUUAUACUUUCAUAGACAUACAUUUGAACAAAAGAUUAUCAACUUUGUCUUAAAUAGUGAAUUAUCGACAAAUGUUGAUUCGAUGUUUGCGGCUCUGUUGCUAUUUACCUCCAAAGUGAAGGAUAAAUUCCAAUUGCUAGGAUGUUAUUAUGAGAUUAUGAAGUGGCUUGAAUGUGGGCAAGUUGUGUUGUCUGUUAACAUUGUUGAUGGUAUAUUUAACCAAGUGACUACAUUCUUGGAGGAUCAUACCAUGAAAACUUACGAAGCAGCGUUAAUAUGUGUUACAAGGAUAUUUGAGUAUACUUCUAAGACAUGGAUGAGUGCAAGUAUGGGGAUAGAAAGUGAUGGGAAAUCUGUCUACGAAUAUUUGAUCAAUUUAUAUAGCAAAGGUAUGAUUCACAAUGAGCUCUCUUUGAUUGGGGUCUUCAGUUUCUUUCAAGCCAUAAUUCAAAACCAGAUGGUAGCAAGCAAUUUAUUUGAUUAUCGUCAGAUUUUGAUUGAGUCGACAAAAUACUUUCACUUAUUUGAUAACUAUGGUAAGUUUCAGGUCCUGAACUCUGUAUUGGCAACUGUGAAAUCGCAAAAAGACAUAUUUGAAACGUAUACUCUUUUCCUAAAAUCUUUCAGAAGCCCCCAACAAUCUGUAGAAUCCUCUGCAACAUUUUGCUGCUUCAUGUCUCGUAUGUCAAAUGCGUCAGAGUCGCUGAUCAUAACCACCGUCUGCAACUUACUUGAAUUAUCAAAUUUUAAACAAAUACUAGAUUACAUGGAGUUUGCGAUCAGUGAUAUAACAUAUUCCAACAGAAUACCCCAUCCAAAUAGAUUGUUUUGGAAUUUCAAGGAAGUUUUUUUCAAAUGCUGGGAGAGUUUCCAGCUUCCUAUUGAAAACUUUCCUUUUUAUUUAUUUGGGUUCAGUUCCCUAGAUGAUUUCUUCUUAAGAAGUUACAAAGAAAUUAUUGCAUCCUCUCUUGCUUAUAAUCACGUUGGCAUAAUCGAUACCUUAAAAAAUAAGGUUAAUAUCAAAGAAACAGCAAUGAUAAAGGACUCUAUGUCUCUAUCAGUGACGCUAUCAUGGACUAAAGGAGGCAUCAGGAACGGAAUUUUUAAGAUCUUUGAAAAGUAUUUUAGUUCGUCGAAGGCACUCAAGUCAAGUAUAAGUGAGCAAUAUUUACUUAUUGUUUUUCAGUUACUCAGGUUUUGUGAUUGUUCAUCAGAGGAAGAGUUACUAUCUCUUUUUGAGGGUCCUAAUCAUUUUGAUCUUCCGCUUUCAAUAGAUGCUCUUAAAUUCGAGUUUUUGGAAGAGUAUGAUCUUUGGAUUAAACCUAAAAGUUGUGUGGAGAUGAUAAACUAUUUUGGAAAUUUGUGUGGCAUUGAGAACAUAUGGUCUACACAAAUAGUCUACCAUUUAGCCUCAAAAUUAUUACUGCUGAUAGAAUCGUCCAUUCUUGGAAUAGAGAAAUUGAUCAACCUCCGGCGCUUGAAGCUUUUGUUUAUACUCUCACAUGAUGGGUUCCAGAGCACACAUGUUUGUGAUCUCCUCAUAUCGAAUCUCUCUUCCUAUAUGAAAGAUUCCUUAUUAAAUAAUGACACUGCUAUAAUUCUGACUUCGCUUUUGCAACUGAACUCUGGUACUCUUUCAAAUAUUACAGUUUACUCACUAGUUACGAUUAUUUGUACAUUACUUGAAGCUUCAAGGACUCCUGAUUCAGAAAGACUAGCUCUUUGGGUCUUGAGUAAUAGAAAUAAAUUUCAAACAGGUGAGUUCACCGACAUAAUACAUUUUGGGUUUGAUAUUGUUGAAGAUAAAAACGCAAACUGUUUACCUGAUUUAGUGGAAUUUGUGAACAAGGCGUUCAGAGAUAAAUCACAUGUUCAAAUAUUGAUGCACUACCUUUCACUUCUCUUCAAACAUAAUUCCACUUUUCAAAAUUUUAACCUCAAAAUUGAUUCUCAAAGACUGACCCAAGAGUUUAUACAAAACUUGUUUACCAUCAAAACUUUAUAUGCGGAAAAUCUUUCUGAUGGGAUGAUUCAGUGGAUAGGCAGGUCCCUAGGACUGUAUUAUCAGAAUAAUGGCAAAAUUCCAAAUAGAGAAUUGUAUGAGUUUGACAAUCGUUCACUAAGACAUAGCAAUAUGAUUGAUUUUGAUGAUGAAGUUAAAUCGCUCGACACUAUAUUUCGACAAAUAAUCCAUGACUUACCAUCUUCUUCAUUGCGAGCAAGGUAUUGCUUUGAAACUAUUGUUGGUGUUCUUUUGCAAAAGCAUAAUACACAGGCUGAAAAUAUGUCUAGCCAGAUUUCUUAUGACGAACUUUUUAGGGAGUUUGAGGAGUUCAUAUAUCCAAUCAGUAGCUACAUGUGCUCAGUUUUAAUUGACCAAGUUGAACUUGAAACAGCAUCGUAUUAUAAACACGGUCUAGACCAAGCAUUGAAUGGGUUCACCACAAUUCUCAAAGUUUACAAAUUUGAAAGAUGGUUGUCGCAAAUUGUAUUUUCAAUAAUAAACGAAUUAUCGAGUCAAUCAAGUAUAAUGAUCUUACUUGCUAACUACAUGCGUCAAAUUCCUCGGUUUGUGCAAGAAUGUUUUUGCCCUUUAGUUCUUUUUUACAUCCAAAGUGAAUCUAUCAAACGUGGUAAAAUCAUAGGAAAGAUGAUCAGUGACUUUUUUAGUCAGGACUUUGCAAUUCUCACCAAAGAUUCGAUAGUGUUGUUUCUUGAACUAGUGUUGCUAAUCAGACUCGGCACGAAAAAUGGAAACGAGAAAUUUGUCAGUAUCUACCGAGUUAUAGAUAUAGCCAGAGUUUAUGAAGCAGCGUUGUUUAUCAAUAAGAAUAAAACGGCCUUGUUACUUUUUGAGGACCAUCAUUCAGCUGUAGGGUUAGUGACUAAGGGACCUAUCUUAUCAAACAAAAGAUACGAAUCCUUGUUGAAGAAUAUUUACUCAGGUAUUGAAGAUAAUGACUUGAUUUUUGGAUUGCCCAUUGUUCCUGAACUCGACUAUGGACUACAAAUAUUAAGGCAUAACAAUCUUCAGUGGGGUGAAAUGAUGUUCAACAAUGCAAAAUUCGAGUCAAAUUUAUUUUGGAGAUGUGAUGAGAGACUUGCCACAGUGAAUAAAAUCACCGAGAGUAUGAUGGAUAUGGGCUGGUCUGGAAUCUCUAGCAUCGUCAAUCAGUAUUCUAGCAGUGUUUGUGAAGAGCUUGUCAGUACUUCUGAUGCGAUGUACGAACAACUAUGGAAGCUUAACCAAUGGGAUCUUUCUAUUCCCAAAGACAAAAGUACAGAGCAUCAGUUUGUUUACUCUAUGCUGAAAAAUAUAAAUGAUAAGCCAGAUUUUCACUCUAAAUUAACUAAAGACGCCAUCAAUGACUUAGUUAAGAUUGACAUCUCUAAAUUCCAUAAGCAUGGUUCAACUCAGAAUGAAACCCUGGAAUCGUGGGUUCGGACAUUAACUAUUUGUAACACGGUAGAUGAUAUCCUAGGUUCUGAAGACCAAAACUUUGGUAGUAUGCUAAAAAAGUUUUCAGCCUCUACAGAAUGGUUUAGGGAAGCAACAGUUGACGAAUUUGAAAAUAUCCUACUAGCCAGACGUACUAUUUUAUCUAUAAUGAGCCAGUAUGGUUCAAGAGAAGAAAAAGGGUAUUUUCAGAUCAGCCAUGGAAAUUGCUGGCUUGGAAUCGUCAAUGAGUUGAACUUUUACAACAAUAUUAUGAUAGAAAAGGGAUCUACACAGAAAGCAGUAAAUGGUGCUGUGUUUUUGAACGAGAUAUCUCAAGUUGAACAUUUGGUAGACAAUGCUUAUAUUAAACGAAUUGCUAAGUACAAUUUAGCAUACGCAUUUUGGACUCAACAGUCUGACACACGUUUCCCCAUCGAAACACUGAAGGAUGUUAUUGAGACAGAUAAAACUAGUGCAACUGCUCUUCCCGAAGCUCAGAUGGUAAUCUCUAGUUUACCCACUGAACUACUAAUAGCGACUCUGGCAAAGUGGUCAGACGAAUGUAAGCAAGAAACAUCAUCGGUUAUAAUGGAAAAAUAUAUUGAUCCUCUGACUGAAUUAUUAGAAUCUAUCGAUGUGUCAAAUCCCCCUCACGAUUAUUUGGGCCUGACAUUCCAUAUAAUGGCUAAAUUCUGCGACGAUCAAAUACAAAAGAGGGAAUCAAAUUCAGGUGUGUCAAAGUCCUUAGAUUCUAUCAAGUUAUUAGAAAAUGAUAUUAAAGCAUUGGCAAAGUUCUUGAAGGAGGAAACAACUAAAGAAAAGAAAAAAUAUGCACAUCUCGAUUUACUGAGAUUGAAAAAUCGUCACAAGCAACAAGUUAAAGAGGUGCAAAAAGAACAAGAGGAACGUGCCAAUUAUAUUACUAAAGCGGUUAAUUUUUAUUUUAAAUCAAUGGCAUACGAUGAUCACCAAUUUAUAGAGCAAAGUAUAGAUAGAUUCUGCUCGUUGUGGAUAGAAAACAACAAUAUUGAGAUUGAUUCAAAUCAACUACUUUUGUUACCCACUCAUAAUUUUGUCACUUGGAAUAAUCAACUAGUAUCCAAACUAAUGGAUGAAAGAACACAUUUUCAGGAUACUUUGAAAAACUUGUUGAUUCACAUUUCUUUAAACCAUCCAUUCCAUACUUUAUACCUUCUAAAAUCCUUAAGAAUAACUAAAGUUGAGUCUGACGAUCCUGCGGCUAUCUCUAGAGGUAAUGUUGCACAAAGAAUUUGGGAGACACUUUGUACCUGUGAAUCCAAAUUUAAUGUUGAAGGUAUCCAUAAUAUUUUGACUUCCAUUGACGCAUUAUCAGAUAAAUCAGUCGAGAUUGCUAACAUCAAACUGAAAAACAUAAAGCGAGUGCCAAUAACAAGACUCCCUGAUGGUAGAUGGUGGAUAGAUUCUUUGCCCAAUCUUUGUAUCCCCUCUCCCGUGAAAAGCAUACAAAUUUGCAAGAAUAAGCCGUAUAGAAGGGAUGAAUUACCAUUAGUUCUAAGUAUAAGCGAAACCUUAGUGGUAGCACCAUCCGGAGUAAGUCAUCCUAAAAUUAUGAAAGUCCAAUUGACAAACGGGGAAUCACAAAAAAUGCUUUUAAAAGCCCCCGAUGAUUUAAGACAGGAUGCCAUUAUGAUACAAGUAUUCAAGAAGGUUAACAAGUUGCUAUGGAAAGAUAUUCAGACAAAGAAAAGGAGGCUAAGAAUCAGAACCUACAAUGUUUUGCCACUAGGCCCAUCCUCUGGAAUAUUAGAAUUUGUUCCAAAUUCCAUGCCUUUAGUUGAUAUUUUGAAAUUCUUGCACCAAGGAGAUGAAUUGGAUAUCAAUGAUGCACGCUUGAAAAUGAAGGAAGUUCAGACACAAGCUAAAUCGGUCAGGUAUCAAGUAUACAAAAGUAUCUGCAAAAAAAUCCAACCAAAUCUCAGGACAUUUUUCUUUAAUAAUUUCACGUCCCCUGAUACAUGGUUUGAAUCACGAUGCCUAUAUUCACAUGGUGUUGCCACUACUUCGAUCAUUGGUUAUAUUUUGGGCAUUGGAGAUCGGCAUUGUAAUAAUAUUCUUCUAGAUAAAUCAUCCGGCGAACCAAUUCAUAUUGACUUUGGCGUUGCUUUUGAUCAAGGGAAGUCAUUGCCUAUUCCAGAAACCGUGCCAUUUAGAUUGACGAGAGAUUUAGUUGAUGGUCUAGGAGUAACAAAAGUUGAUGGUAUGUUCAGCAAAAGUUGUGAACAUGUUUUACGAGUGUUGAGAUUAAACAAACAAUAUAUCAUUAGUAUCUUGAAUGUCUUGAAGUAUGACCCUUUAUAUAGUUGGACAUUAUCUCCAUUGAGGAAGAAAAAGCUACAACAUAUUUACUAUAAUGUUGAAAAUGAUAUUGGGUUUGAUGAGUUUGUGAAUACAGAUUUGGGUUCAGAGGCUAACAGUGCGAUUGAAACGGUGAAACGUAAAUUGGACGCCAGCGGAUUGAGUGAUGAGGCUGUUGUUAGAGAAUUGAUUCGGGAUGCUGUAGAUCCUCAGAAUCUUGCACUGAUUUUUAUGGGAUGGAGUCCUUUUCUUUAG